CUACCGACUAUUCUCAUAAUCUGAUUGGUUGACGCUCGUUUUGAACUAGUAGCCUUGAUGUUAGCUGCUUCCGUGUGAUUGUUUAAUGAAACUUGCAUUGUACACUCAUUUAUUUCUUAUUAAUUCUUACUUCCGGAAACGUCUUUAGUCAUAGAGAAACGUUUGGAAUAGACGAACGCGAUGGAGUUGACUGAUUCUCUCCAAUCAAAGCUUUCCACCAUCAUGGACACAAUGGUAAUGCCCGCCUUGGCAGAGCUCUGCAAGGUGGUGGGUGAAGAAACGGCCGAGCUUCGUUUGGAACUGGCCCGGCUUCGGACUCUUAACACGGCCCUGACAGAGAAGGUCAACAAGCUGGAUAAUGGGUCGACUGGUGCCGGAAGUGUCGCCUCCAAUUCGAGGAUAAAAUGUGCUGUGGCCGUUCAAACUGAACAAACAGUGGAAGCCAAUGCAGACGAUGGAGACAUAAGAGAGGAAUUGUGUCUUCGCCUGUGGAAAGAAAGAUACCAUUGUAGUCAGAAGGAAGACAAUUCCACAUCUCAGCAAGGAGAAAAGGGUGUGAUGUCUAAAUUUCCUGUGGUUCAUAUCAAAAGGGACACUCAUAUCAGUGACAUUGCCAACCAUCCAAAAGAACAGCAAGAAGAAACAAAAGGCGAUCUCAACAUGGAGGUGGAUAAGUCACCGCAAAAGAGUUUUGAGUUGGACGGUUCAGCAGAUUUCUAUGUAGACACGGAGGACAACUCUAACACCAACCAAAAAUUUUCCUGUGACCAAUGUGGCCUGGUGUUUUUUAACAAGGGAACACUGACUCUACACCAAAAACAGCACAUCAUCAACACCACCUUCUGCUUCAAAUGCAAAAAGCAAUUCCUGCACUCAACUAAUCUGAAAUCUCACGUAUGCCAGCCUCAAAUCUCUUUUGUUGACGCUACAAAAACCUGCGAGGUGUGCGGUAAGACAUUUAGCAGCCCUUCUGGUUUAGAGAUGCACAAAGUGGUUCACACUGGGGCAAGGCCUUUUGUGUGCUCCUUCUGCGGGAAAGGAUUCACACAAAAGGGCAACAUGAAAAAUCACAUGCGAAUCCAUACGGGCAAGAAACUAUUUCACUGUACUCAAUGUGACAUGUCAUUCAUGCAGAGUGUUCAACUUAAACAUCAUUCAUUGUUGCAUCAUGGCAGCAGUUAAACAGUCCAACACAGGGAGGUCUUUUAACGUCUAAUUUUUCCAACUUUACUUUGCUAUUUUGAAAAAAAAAACUGUUUAUACAGUUAUUAACGAUCAGUUGGGAAUUUUAUUAAAUCAAGCUUUUGUAUUUCACUUUAAAAAUGUCAUUUAAUUAUACAUUUAAAAAACUAUCGUUGACUUGAAGUUAAUACACAGCGUUAACGAGCGCUUAAUAUCAGGAAGUUAUAUAAACAGGAAGUGUUACGUUGAUUUGUGCAAUUUGAUUGGUUCAGCUACCGGAAGUACGUCUCCAGCUACAUUCACAAGGCUAACGUCGAAAGCUUGAAGUGUCAUGCACUUUUAUGUUCAUGUAAUUCUGCUUAUACUGUUUUGUAAUUGAAGUUUGUAAUAAAAUAUAUAUUUUUAAAAAA
This is a messenger RNA of Doryrhamphus excisus (bluestripe pipefish), 1592 nucleotides long. RefSeq lists its product as uncharacterized. Lineage: Eukaryota; Metazoa; Chordata; Actinopteri; Syngnathiformes; Syngnathidae. Gene Ontology annotation, molecular function: RNA polymerase II cis-regulatory region sequence-specific DNA binding; DNA-binding transcription factor activity. Gene Ontology annotation, biological process: regulation of transcription by RNA polymerase II. The record is from RefSeq and is a predicted model, not a curated record.